UCACUCCCGUCUCGCCCGCCUCCGGCUGGCGGCCGGAAUCCUUCGUCGGUCGAUGCUGGCUGCGGGAGCGCCGGGGCCGUUGCGUCCGCUCAGGUGGGCACACCGUGUGGCGCCAUGGCCGUCGCGCUACCCGCGGUGGUGGAGGAGCUCCUGAGCGAGAUGGCCGCUGCGGUGCAGGAGAGCGCGCGAAUUCCUGAUGAGCAUUUAUUAUCACUGAAGUUUGUCUUUGGCUCAUCAGCCAUCCAGGCCUUGGACCUAGUUGAUCGACAGUCCAUCACCUUAAUCUCAUCACCUAGUGGAAGGCGUGUUUACCAGGUACUUGGAAGUUCUGGUAAAACAUACAUAUGUUUGGCUUCUUGUCAUUACUGUUCAUGUCCUGCAUUUGCCUUCUCAGUGUUACGGAGGAGUGAAAGCCUACUGUGCAAGCAUCUCUUGGCAGUUUAUCUUAGUCAGGUUAUGAGGACCUGUCAGCAGCUAUGUGUCUCUGACAAGCAAUUGACGGACAUAUUUUUGAUGGAGAAGAGACAAGAAACAUAAAAGGUAUAGAUUGAGCAUCACUGUCUUUUAGAAUAGAAGUCCUGUCAAGAAAUGCAUUUAAUAUGUCAUGGUUCGCAUGGAAGAGAGAUGAAAUGGAUCAUCCAGAGACUCCUUGUUACUGUCCAUUUUCCUUCCUAGACUGUAGGAAAGGGCUAUGGUUGUGGAAGGUUGUGUAUGUUUAGAAGCCCAGCACAGUCUUCUCAUGAAAAACCUGAACCAGCCUCUGAGCCCCUUAGGUAAAAAAUGCUCCUGGAUGGAAUCAGCACUUUAGAUUCAAAUAAAGCUGAAUAUCUUGUUAUGUCCAAAA
Molecule: messenger RNA, 844 nt
Organism: Propithecus coquereli (Coquerel's sifaka)
Lineage: Eukaryota; Metazoa; Chordata; Mammalia; Primates; Indriidae
Gene: ZSWIM7
Product: zinc finger, SWIM-type containing 7
Exons: 5
Coding region: 115-537 (140 amino acids)
Biological process (GO): double-strand break repair via homologous recombination
Cellular component (GO): Shu complex
Molecular function (GO): zinc ion binding
Source: RefSeq, a predicted model, not a curated record